Peniophora sp. CBMAI 1063 is the source of this 258-nucleotide messenger RNA. Lineage: Eukaryota; Fungi; Basidiomycota; Agaricomycetes; Russulales; Peniophoraceae. The record is from the annotation of a GenBank genome assembly.
AUGCCUCAUGCGGACUACAGGGCACUUGCUGUAGCCCGAACUAUAGAGAUCGCCCCGGCGGCCAGUCAGUAUAGAACUGCGCCGAGGCCGGCAAACACAAAUGGCGCAACCCAGUUCAGGCUCGCGAGUGUAUCAUCGGCGUACAAGGCCUCCGCCCGCAGUGCACAUGUAGCAGUUGAAAGCCGACCCAGUACGUUCUCUGUGUGCGCGGUCAACCGCAGUUUUGCGCCAAGGGCUUUACGGCGCGGGGUACGGUAA